Molecule: messenger RNA, 4058 nt
Organism: Phascolarctos cinereus (koala)
Lineage: Eukaryota; Metazoa; Chordata; Mammalia; Diprotodontia; Phascolarctidae
Source: RefSeq, a predicted model, not a curated record
GGGAGGUCUGGGCCAAAUUCUCUUGAAGGUGUUUCUGUCCAGCAUGUCUGCCCAGAAAUGGGGGGCAGGAUAGGGCCCAAUGGGGCAAUUGGGGUGCACCUGCCCACCCCAGCAGGCCGCCCAAUGCUUCUCUCCCCCUCCCUCCACUCCCUAGCUCUACGAGAUCCUUGAGAAGACAACAUUUGGCCAUGAAAGGAGAAGGCUGUUUGGGAUACAGCAGCUGUGGUCUGAGAACGUCUUCAACACUGUGUUUCCUCUACAUGAUGGCCCCUUCCAAAUCCCUCUACGGGGACUGGCCCCUAAGGAAAUGAAUCAACAUCAAAUCCUCUACCAUAACUGGGCCAAGUAGAGCAAAUGGAUGAAAUACCAGUCCCUGGAUCAUGUCCGAAGGCACUUUGGAGAGAAGAUAACCCUCUACUUUGCCUGGCUGGGUUGCCUUCAUAACAUGGCUCCUGACAGCCAUCAUCCUGUACCAGACAGUGGUCUCCAUCUUGGUGUCCAAAGCCACAAAUAUCUUCCUCCUGAAAUGGAUGAGGAAACUGAGGCUCAGAAUUUAAGUGACUUGCCCAGAGUCUCCGAUACUUGCUAGUGAAGGGAAUGUGAACUUACGUCUUCCCGAAUCCAAGUCUUUUAACUGCCUCACCAGCCUGUAUGAAGGAGGGAGGAUGUUUUCCCAGCAUCAUUAGCAGAGAAGAUCAACUUGAUCAGCAACCUGUAAGAUGGCCCAGGUCACCACGGCUUCUGAGCCCCCUGUCAUCUCCACAUCAUCAGUUUUGAUUCUAAAAUUCAGGCCAGGCUCCUCUCAAAUGGGGAAAUGCUGGUCAUCACGACGGGGAAACAGAUCUUGUGCAAGCUGUUGGAAAUUCUCCUCCCGUGAGCAGCGCCUAGAAUGACAGCUGGAGCGUCAGGCUUGGAGUCAGGAAGACUCAUGUUCAAAUCUCCCCUCCAGCAUUUGCUGCCAUGUGACCUCAGUCGGGUCAUUUGCCAUUUCGGUUUCCUUGUCUAUGAAAUGAAAGAGCUGGAGUAAAUUAUCUCCAACAUUCUGUAAUUCUGAGCAACAGGCCUGAUUUAGGCCUAGAAAGCAAAGGAUGGCCCGCAUUGUCCCUUAACUCCAGCACUACGGACAUCCUGCUCUCGCCUCACCAGUGCUAGGGGCUCAUCCAGAGAACCCAUCAUCUGGACCUCACUACUCUAACGGGACUUGUCCAGAAUACUGAAGAUUUACUUCACAAAGUGUUUUCCAUACCUCGUCUCAUCUGAUUCUCAUAACACUCCUGUGUGGUGGUGCUACUGGUAUUAGUCUCCCCAUUUGACAGAUGAGAAAACUGAGGCACAGAGAAGACGGACUCACCUGGGACCUCACAACUAAAGAUGUGUCAGACCUGGCAUACUGUACCCACUGGUAUGGCCUUCCAGAGCCCAAAGGCACCUCCACCUUCUGUGACACAACAGAAGAGGGUGACAGGGACAGGAGAUACUCAUCACUGAUGACUUCUGCUUGCCUGGAUAGAUGGUGGGGGUACUGGAAGGCAGACUGGCUUUGGGUCAGAGGAUCAGGACUUGAGAAGCGGCCCCGCAGCCUCAGGUGAGGUGCCUGACCUCUCUGCCCCAUGACUUCCCUUGCCAAUGCUUUGAUAGAGUUUGGAUUCAUCACCAUUUUUGUGGCUGCCUGCCCGCUUGCGCCGCUGUUUGCCCUCCUCAACAAUCGGCUCGAGAUGCAUCUUCAUGCCCACAAGUUCGUCCAGCGGUACCGGUGCCCCGUGGCACAAAAAGCCCACAGCGUUGGCAUCUGGUUUUGUCUCCUGCAGGUCAUGACCCAUGUGGCUGUUUUCAGUAAGGCCCUCCUUAUCCCCUUCACCUCUGACUUCCUGCAAAGGACCUAUGAGCAGCACAUCCAGUCUAACGACCUCCGAGGCCACAUCAGCUUUACCCUGACAUGGGCCCCCAAGGCGGCUGUCUCCAAAUACAAGGACACAUGCAGAUUCUUUUUGAGACAAACCAGGCCAAAGAUCAAGAAAUUAAAUUGGAAUCUGAAAAUCAGGGGAGCCAGCACCCAUUUAAUAAGCAGAAAUGGCAGCGAGCUUCGCCCGUGGCAAAGCACUCAGGAGAGGAGCUUGAUCUGGGAACAAAACAAGGUCUCCAGGCUACUGUUCCUGACUCGAUUUCAAGGACCAAGGUCACCGAUCAGGAAACGGCCAGCCAAGAAGGUCCUGAUGGCCAUCCAGAGGAGCAGAGUGCCCCCCAAGAGGGACACACCUGCCGGGCUCUGAACCAAAGGAGCCAUACCACAAUUCCAUCCUGACAUGCAAACAACACUCACUGCACUGUGGCAAGACUCCUGCCCCAUCCCACUCAGGCAUCCUGAGCAGCAUGGGAAGAAACAGCAACAGUGCAGUGUAUGGAAGCCCACUCACUCGUACGACUCUGUUACCAAGAGAUCUCAGAUAACCUGCCAAGGUCACUGCUUGGGCCAGAGUUGAAGUCCCCUGGUUUCUGUUGGACAGCAGUCUAUAUGGGCCACUGGGUUAGAAAAUGCCAGUAGCAAGUGGGUCACAGAGAGCAGAGCCUGACCUUCCUUGGAGGAAGGUCAAACCGUGUCCAACGAGGGAUGCUCAGUCACUGUGACUCAGAAAGAUGAUCUGAAGCCCUGGCUCCUGCCUUUUUUUCCCUCUCCAAUUCUAGGGAAAAACAAAAACAGGCUUCUAGGGUUUUCUAAGCAAGGUAAGGGGGUUGUUUUUAAACAUAUUUUGUGCAGACUUAAAUUUCAAAUAAGUGACUAAAGAUCACCAACCAAUAGUCUCGGGUUCCUGUGGCCCUCGGAGUGCUGGGACCUGGAGAAGUCCUGGGGGCCUCUGCCCAGGACCAGCACCUAACCCGGGGUUAGAGGAAGCACAGCCAGGACACGGUGGGGCCUGGCUCAAACACAUUUCUAACCAACGGUGCAGUGGCACUCAUUCAAGAAGACCCAGGCCUUUCCGCAAAUGUGGAAUUAAAGCUUCUUAGUAACAGCGGACAUUCUCCUUCCUUCCUUCCUUCCUUCCAGAAAGCCUUGAUCAAGGGAUCAUGUCAUUUCAGAUGAGGAAAACGAGAUUCCUGAUUUGCCCGAGGGCCACAUGGCCAGCCUGAAUUCAGAGUCAGCUCUCUUCAGACUCCACAUCUGGCCUUCUCUCGCCAUGUUCUACACUGAGCACACUUAGGUCCAAAUUUCAGAUAUCCAAAUUUUCAACUGAAAAGUGAGCCAGGAGGGCACAAGAGUCAGGCGUGUGAAGUCUCACCCUCACCCGUAAUGGCCAUGUGACCUCUCAUGUCCUGGCUCUGAGUUAGCAGAAAUAGGAGGAGGAGGAGGAGGAGGAGAAUCCUUGGGGGCUACGCCCACAAAGACAAUCUCAGGUCCAGACCCCAGCCAUCCCCAAAUAAAUAAUCAUGUCCUCCCGACUCCCUAAAGCGAGGGGCCUAGAAGGAAGCACUCAAACCUCCUUUUCCAAACAUUUGUCCUGAGGUAAGGACAGGCUUCUACUUUUACUCAAGUCUUUGCCAAGGGUCAUUACCCACUGCUGCAUCACGGACCCUACACACAGUCUCAGGAAACUGAUGAACCCUUUCUCAGAAUCAUAUUUUCAAAUGUGUAAAAAUGAAUAGGAUUACAAAGAAAAUCAAUUAUACAGAAAUUGUCAAUUAAAAAAACUCAUUCAUAGACCCAGGUUUGCUGUUAACACUUAACAUUAAUAUAGUGUUCACUUUGUGCCACGCACUGUGCUAAGUGCUUUACAGUUAUCAGCUGGUCCUCACAAUGACCUAGGAAGGAGGUGCUGGUGUUACCCGUAUUUAACAGAAGAGAAAACUGAGGCAAACAGUCGAAAUGACUUGGCUGGAUUUAAACUUGGGUCUUCUUGAUUCCAGCUACCCCUUCUCCACAAUCCCUUGAGUCAGUCACAGUAGGUAUCACAAUUAAUAUUUACAUUGCACUUUAAAUGUGUUUUCUCAUUAAGGAUCAAGAAAUAGGUCCAAGACCUUUCUCUCCCCUGCCCCACUCUAAGCGGAUUAAACAAAAAUCUCAA